CUAUAAGUACCUUGCCACUGGUUUUCAUUUCAAAACCAAGUUGAUGGGAUUAAAAAACACUCCCAUGGCUAACCACAAAGUUCUUGCAGUCGUUUUCUUUGUGUUCAUAGGAUUAUUAGGGAUAUGCUCUGCAAAAAGAUCCCUCCUUACUCUUGAAGCACAUAUUUCAGCAGGUGGUUAUGGAAGUGGCCAUGGGGCUGGUGCUGGUAUAGAUGUAAGUGGAGGAUAUAGCGGUGGAGGUGGCUCAGGUGCCGGUGGUGGUGCUGGUUAUGGCGGUGCUGCUGAACAUGGUGGUGCUGGUGGUGGAGGAGGCAGUGGUGCUGGUGGUGGUGGCGGUGCUGGUUAUGCUGGAGGAGCUAGCGGUGCUGGAUAUGGAAGUGGUAGUGGUGAAGGUGGUGGUGGUGGAUAUGGAAGUGGUGGUGGAGGGAAAGGAUCGGGUGGUGGUGGUGGUGGGGUUGGAGGUGGAGGUGGAGGAGGUUCUGGUGCUGGUGGAGCUGGCUAUGGAGGAGGUGAAGGAGCUGGCUCUGGUGGAGGCUAUGGAGAAGGAAAUGGAGGAGGAGGUGGCGGCAGUGGUGGAGGUGGUGGAGGUGGUUCUGGUGCUGGAGGUGCCCAUGGAGGAGGAUAUGGUAGUGGUGGAGGAGAAGGAGCUGGCCAUGGAGGUGGAGUGGGUGGCUCUGGUGGUGGUGGUGGUGGUGGUGGGGGAGGCGGAGGCGGUUCCGGUGCUGGAGGUGGAUAUGGUAGUGGUGGAGGCGAAGGAGCAGGAGCAGGUCAUGGAGGUGGAGCAGGUGGCUCUAGUGGAGGUGGUGGAGGAGGAGGUGGUAGUGGUGGUGGAGGAGGUUAUGGUUCUGCGGGUAAACAUGAUGCCGGGUAUGGUGCAGGUGGUGGGAAGGGUGAGGGUGGCGGCCAAGGUGGUGGCUAUGCGCCUUGAUACUGCACUCUCACUAUUUUAUGAUCUUCUAAAUACGUUUACGUGUCUUCUAGCCUAUAGUGCUAAGAAAAAUAAGGUCAAAUUAAAGAAGAUGCCUAUAAAUUAUUUAUAAUGCAGGUUAAAUGAAGCCAAAUGGUUGCAUUGUCUCGUUA
Messenger RNA from Populus trichocarpa (black cottonwood), 1080 nucleotides. RefSeq names its product glycine-rich cell wall structural protein 1.0. The record is from RefSeq and is a predicted model, not a curated record. The transcript is spliced from 2 exons. Bases 44 to 928 code for a protein of 294 amino acids. NCBI's taxonomy places the organism in Eukaryota, Viridiplantae, Streptophyta, Magnoliopsida, Malpighiales, Salicaceae.